AAAGGAGGGCGAUUAAUUUCUCGAUUAAUCGUCGUGUAAGUUGGAUGGAUUGCAGCUAAAAAGUUUUUAGCUAAAUCCAUUUUGUCAGCAAUUUUCUGGAAUUUACAUCAUAAUUCUGUGUGAAAAUCUUUCAGUAUAGUUUUAUGCAUGUAGUCUGUGAUACAUUGCAUAGGAAUUGCUGGGUGAGGCAGUGAAAAGUGCUCGUGUGAAAAGUGAUGGCUGAAGGGAAUUGCGUUGUAUAAUUUUUCUUUGGUGAUUUUGCUACUUGAAAAUUCGCCAAUUUUCUGAAAAAAUCAUAGUGUGCAUUGAGAAACAGAGGGUAAAAAAAAAAUGUUGACACCACAGUCUACGCCUCAAUACGACAUCAUUGUGGAGACUCUGACGGGGUCAGAGUUGAAAGUGACCGUAACUGAGAAGGAUACCAUCGGCUACAUCAAGUCCCGGAUACAGAAGUAUGAAGGUAUUCCAGUUGGGCAUCAGCACUUGCUCUACAAUCACAAUGAAUUGAGCGACACGACGGAAAUGAAGGAUAUACCGUUGGUAAAGGGGUCUCGGUUAAAAUUGGUUCUUGGCCUCAAAGGUGGACCUGUUUCUGCACGUCGUGUCGUCACUCUUCCUGACUAUGAGAAUUGGUUUGAUUUAAGUGACGUCCUCAAUACAUCUAGGCAAGAACCUCUCACAAUUUCAACGCCUGGUGUUAAGGUUCUGGUUUAUAAGGAUUGCAAGAAGAAUAUUCAUCGUUUGAUGAAAUUUCGCACAGGAAAGAAUUUACUAACAAAAGGUUCGGAAGAACAUACAGAAGCUGCUACAAAUGAGUCACAAAAUGACCAAUGGCUGAAUGAUAAUAUUAAUACUCUGGAGAAAAUGCAUCAAUUGCGUACGAAGUUGGAAUGGAAGAAGCGCAAUAAAACACCAAAAUCCUCUGGCACAAAUCAUAGUAAAAGCACUGAGAGUCGGUCGAUGGAGAUGAUUUCAUGUUCGCAUUCAAAAUGCAACAUUGAGACGGAAAUUGGUAGGAAACUCCGUCGUUUGGGAUUUAUGUCAAAGGCAAGAGCACCAGUUGUCACUGAUAUUGUUACCACAAUGGAAAACUCUCUAAAGGCUGAUAGUAGUGGCGGUAGUAGUCGCAUGGGAAAUAAAAUGGAUGGCGAUGGAGGAAAGAAUUGGUGUCAAAGUAAUGAAAAGAUAAACAACAAUAAUUCUUAUUUUUUCAAUCAUCGACACUCACAAGGGUCACUAAAAGUGGCUCAGCCACUGGUGAAUGUCAAUUAUUUCAAUGUUGGUGGCAGAAGCAAAAGUGCCAAACCACCUACAACAGCCAUUGGGGAAUUUAGUAAGAUGAAAAUUCGUGAGAAUAUUCGGAGAAAUCGAUCAUUCAAAACUAUUAAUACGGAAAGUGACAUGGUAAUUGAGGAAAAUCAAGUUCAUGGCAGUUCUAAGUGCUUGGAUAGUGUACUACGACGACCGAGUAAUGCGAGGAGUCGAGAGGAGCAGCAAAUAGCUGAACAGACAAAGGUGCAGGAAUUUGAAAAAUUUAUUGAGCAAUUUAGCAAAUCACGCAUAACAUCGCUGUCGGAUCCGUGUGGAGAGCGUGGUGUUGGGAAGUGUGAGAAGGAGAAGAAGCUCAAUAAGAGGAGUAUAUUAUCAAAACAUUUAUCAACAGCUAGUUUCGAAAAUAAGCUUUUUGUUGAGCAUCAACAUACAUUUGCCAUAAAUAAUCAUGGUGAAUCCAGAGCUUCAUGUUCAAGUGACUUUCAACUUGACACAACCAAUGCAGAUACAGCAUAUCGAGUUUUUAAGCUACCCUCGGAAAAUGGAAAUAAUUAUGAACUACCUAAAUUGCUUAUACGUGAGGAUUCCCCGGUGGAAUCAUUUCACUCAUCUGAUUCCCAAUUGGAGACUCUGGCUCUGCGUGGUGAAUCCCCCAAGACUGUUUUGGAUUCUUUUGCAAAGAUUGAGAGUGACGAUGGCAGUGGGGCUGAUCCCAAGGUGUCAUCAUCAACUGAAUCAAUACUGCAAUUGUAUGAUUCACCAUCAAGUACGAAGAAUUCACGACAGGAAUUACUGAAUGUGUUGGAUAGUGGUGGCGGUGGCGGAGGUGGUGGCGGUGGUGGUGGUGAUGUAGGUGGUAAAGGUGCCGUUUGCAAAAAGUCAUCGAGUGAUAUAGGACUGAGUAAUUUAGAAUUGAAUUUUUUGAAUGAUGAUCCAGCCGAUGGAGCUGAAUGUGAUGGUGCUGCUGGUGCGUGUUUGCAAAUUGGGAGGAAGGAUUUGGAUGAUGAUGAUGGGUUGAUGAAGAUGGGGGGAGGAGGAGGAGGAGGAGAUUGCUGGAAGACAGGAUCACCAUUGGAUUUUGACAAACAAUCUCCACAGUCGAGUACAUCGUUUAAUUUUAUGAGUAGUGGUGAUAUAUCACCAAAUGACGAUGAUGAUGAUGUUUUCAAUAGUUGCGAAAUGUUGCAUCAUGGUGGAACGGGUGGGAAGUCAAAGUCUGUGGAGAUGAAUGAGUUCAGGAUGAUGUUUGGGAGUAGUCCGACAUUGCUCAAUAAUUACAGUGGCGGCGGCGGCGGCGGCGGGGGUAUUGGUGGGGUGACGUCAAGUGGGACGGCUGGUUCGCGUUUGAAUGGGAUAUCGGCAGCGUCACCCUUUAUGUACCGUCGACAUCCAGCUGAUACUUGCCUGUCGAGCAGUACGUCGGAUUUGGAAUGUCUGCCGGGCAGGGUGAAGGGAGAAAGUGUAACGGGUGGUGCUAAGGGUGGAAGGGAAUUGCCGUCUCUGCUGAGGCAUCGAAAUAAUGAACAUUUGGAUUAUAUGAGGAGCUAUGAGAACCUCGAUCGAACAAAGAUUGUACGAUUGAGGAAUGACAAAGUGACAGCUGUCAAUGGUGGCGGGGGUGGUGAGAGGGAUUGGAGGGUGUUUGAUGGUAGCAAUAGUGAUCAUAUGUCCCAUGAACAUCUCCCUGGGCAAGAUCCAACGGAUGAUUUUUCUGCCUUUGCCCGAUUAAACUACCAUCAUCAUCAUCAUCAUCAUGAUCAUCAUCAUCAUCAUCAUGGUAUUGGUGGUAGUGGUAGUAGUAGUAAUGGUGAUUUCCCAGUUUCCUUUCCGUCCAAUGAAAGUCUUUUCAAUAUCAAUUUUGACACAUUUGAGGAUGAUGUGAUAGAAAUUGAUACACUUGGGAUGUUUGAUGGUGCACAAGGCAAUAAUAAUGGACUGAUUUUGCCAGAAAUUAAUGAUGCUCAAGUGAAAUUUGCCACAUCAACGGCAACAGCAUCAUCAUCAUCAACAACAACAAUUUCCGGUAAAAAGUGCCACAGUAAUAAUGUUGAUUGUAUUGUGGGGACCAUGGCAAAGACCACGGAAAUUGAUGAUGUUGAUGAUGCUGCCAUAGUAGGAGGUGUUGUGAAGAAGGGCAAAAAAUUGCGUUGUGCUGAGUGUAAGAAGAAAUUGGGACUGAUAAUGGUGAUGAGGUGUCACUGUGAAAAGGUAUUUUGUCCGCAGCAUCGCUAUGCUGAAGCUCACAAUUGUUCGUACAAUUUUAAGCAGGAAGGACGAAAGAUUCUUGCACGAGAAAAUCCACUUGUUGUGGCACAAAAGUUACCUAAAAUUUAAAAAAAAAAUACAAGAAAGCAAAAAAAAUAUUGCCUAUUGUUGAUUUCUCGCUUUUUUUCUUAUUUACUCUUUUAUUUUUUUUUUAUCAUGUACAUUAUAUAAAACUAUUAUUUUUUAUUGCCUUUUAGAGCAUUGAAUUUUUUUUUGGUGAUUAUUCUUACAAAAAAAAAACAAACAUUUAGGAUUGAAAAUCCUUUUACAUAAUAUUUUAUUAAUGUUCUUUUUCUCGUUUUUUUUACAAUAUUCACUACAAUGAUUAUAAAAAGAAAAGUAUACAGGGGAAAGUAAUCUCUCUUCGAACAUUCAUGCCUUCGAAUAAUGUGAUUUUUUUUUUUAUUUUUCUUAACCCUUUAAGGACUAGAAGCUUUCCGCUCAGCGAAAUUCAACGAAAUCAAGUUUCCCUCGAUAUUUUAGCCUAAAUAAGAGAUUUACGGUUCAAAAGAAAUUUUCCCAUCCCUAGGAGUCCUGGAAAACUAUGGGUCAUAUAUGACCCAAUCGUCCUUAAAGGUAAAAAAACAGAAAAUUUUCCAGACGACUAGUUUACUCGUUUGCUCUGUUAUUUUUGAAAGAUAAAUAACUUGAAUAUAUUUGUAAUAAUAAAAGCAAUAUUUAGAGUACAAGUAAAAAUUAAAACGAUCAAAAAUUUAUUUUAAAAAAUCUCAUUCAAUUUUUGGUCUCAAAGACUCUUGAAGACUUGUACGCAAAAACAAUAAUUUUUAUGAAAAAAUGUAUUAUUGUUUACUUCAUUUUUAAUUUUUUGAUAUUCAUCGAAACAAUUGCGAGUACUGGUAACACGGAGAUAAAUGUCGCAUGCCUCACAAAUACAAUUGGUCUUAUAAUCCUUUUUUCUGAUAGCACCAUGUGCACCUCAGUUUUCUUUGAAACAUGUUUGAUGGUAAUGGGUAGGUGCAAUGUUGCUUGUCUCUGGGAAUUUCAGACGUACAGUUGCACAUUGCUGUGGAUCUGGGAGUUCUUCCGGAGUUGAUGCUUUUUCGAUGAAGACUUUAAAGUCCACUUCAUCCACGUCUUGUUCCAAAUAUAUUAUGUCGCUUUCGUUCAAGACAAGAUUGUCGGGAUCAUCGCUAUCUUCCGGGCAUAAUAUGUGGAUGAUUUCGGGUUUAUUGAUCAUGAAAUUUUUUUUCUCCAUUUUUGAAAUCAUCUACAAGAGUAAAAAGUUAUGAAUUUACAACAUAUACGCAGAAUUAUCUUAUAAAUUAUCAAAAUAUUACCUUUUUUUGUCAGUAUUGCACUGGGAAAUUUCAGCUAAUUGAUAUAUCACACAAUAUUACACGAAUAAUUAACUAUUUUGCGCACCCUUACACAAAAACAUGAAACAUUCUAACCUCAAAUCUUGGAAAAUCCACUAGUGACAGAUUCAGUGUUUUUUUACCUUUAUGGACGAUUGGGUCAUAUAUGACCCAUGAAAAUUAUGAAGCUUUCCUGAAAAUAUUAAUAAACUAUAAUUUUUACUUUGUUGAGAAAUAUUAUCUAUAGUUAUUAUAGUUUCUAGUCCUAAGAGUUCUGACGGAGUUCCUAGUGCCGGGUCCUUCUGUUAGGUCUUCGUGCCUCGCCGUGCUGAGAUCGGGGAGCCGCAUUCUUCACAAUUCCCUCUUUGUUGAGGGAGUUAUUCUCUGGAAUGAACUUCCUAGAGAAGAGAAACGGCAGCUUAUCCAAACCUUUUUGGCGCCGUAGUCUUGCUUUCUUAAUUUGAUUUUUUUCUCGUUUUCUGGUCAGGAAGAAUUUUUUCUCUUUAAUGAUGCAGAUCGCUUAUACAACCUGAGAAUUAGUUUUCCACCGUUUUACUCUGGAGUAGGUUGGUCACCAACACUUAGACGCCGGUGGGCGCAAAAGAAUACUUCCUGACCACAUUUAUUUAUUUGUUUAUUAUUUAUAUGUAUCUCUGGAAUUUUUUUUGUGUAUUAAGCUUUCAAGAGUGCAAGCUCAAAAGCUUUGAAUAAAUUGAAAUUGAAAAAAUUGAAUUAAGAGGUUUUUGCUUAAAAAAAUUAGAAAUAUUAAAAAUAUUAAAAUUCAAGCAUCAACGUAAAAAAUUGAAAAUUCGUUAUUUUUGAGCUCAAAUAUUUUUUAUAUAGCAAAUAGCUGGAGAUUUGCAAAAAAUAUCCUAGAUUCCUACAUCUUUCUACUUUGUGAUUAUGUACAAACAUUAGAAAGAAAUAACUUUAGGUAGUCAGGAAAAAUUAUUUUCUUUAUGGGUCACAGGUGACCCAAUCGUCCUUAAAGGGUUAAAAGAGUUAUGCCCCAGACACACUUACGACUUAAGUCGAGAGACGACUUAGUAGAAAAUCAUGGAAAUGAUGUCUAACCGUUAUUUCGAAUAUAAUUACGCUAAGCUGUCUCUCGGCUAAUCCUCAGGUAUGUCAAGGCCCUUACUGUGUUAUCACACUUGCACAUUAAAAUUUUAAUAUGAUUCACAUUAAUUGUCUCUGGUGAGAGUCUAAAUGUGUAAUUUGUGUGUUUGAAUCAUUUUAUAUUCAAAAAUUGAUCUAUUUGUUGAUAAAAAGGUAGACUUGGCCCGCAAAAUUUGAUAUAAAUUGAUUUAUAGCAUUAAUGCGAAAAAUUAAUGGAAUUUUCUCAUUAAUUUUUCAAUGUGAAAAAUAUUUAUGCUUUAUGUAAAUUUAAACUUAUUUUUGCAGGCCAAGUCCACUUCUUUAUCAAUAAAUAGAAAAACCCCAAAUAUUAAGUGACUCAAAGACACAAAUAACAUAUUUGGACGCUCACAAGCGACAAUUAAUGUGAAUUACAUUAAAAUUUUAAUGUGCAAAGGUGAUAACGCCGUACACAUUUCUAUUAACUAUUAGCUUAUCAUUAAUUAUUGAUAACUACCUGAUGAUUAUGUGUAAAUCUCUUACAAAAAAUAAAAGAAAUUCACAUUAUUCGAAGGCAUGAACGUUCGAAAGGAAAGCACUUUCCCCUUAUAUAUUUUUAAUGAAGAAGAAAAAAAUGCUCUUGUAGUCAAAAUGAGAGAUUUACUGAAGAAAAACAAAUAUAUAUAUAAUUAUGGGAUAGAAAGGUGAAGAAAAAAAAAUUGAUAUCCUAUUAACACUGAAUAGAGCAAGAUAAAAAAAAGAAGAAUUAUGUAGAGAAUAUUGCAAUAUACCUAUAUAUUUAUAGUUAGUUGAAAACUAUCAAAUUAUUAAAUAACAAAAAAAGAAUGGUGUAUUUUUUAAAGAGACAAGUGGGUGGAUAAAAAAAAAGAAAUAUGGAUAUUUUUUUCUCUAGAAUUUUGGAGAAAUGGUUGAAAUUAGCAAAGAGGAAAAUAAAGAAUAAAAAAAGAUUGUAAUUUCCGUUUUAAUUCGCAUCAAAUACAAUUUGCAUAUGCUUCUUUCAAGAUAAUAUUUAAUACUUCUUUUUUUGUGUUACAUAUAUUUUAUUUUUACAUUUCAAAGGAAAAAAAAAGGAAAUGUCUUCAGCUAAUGUAAUAUGAUCUUUGUGUGUAACUAAAAACAAAAGUAUCUUCUGCAUAUUGGUGAAAAGUAUGUACUACAAGGAAAUUAUUGAAAAAAAUACAUUAAAAAAAUAAUUUUGAAAC
This is a messenger RNA of Phlebotomus papatasi, 7153 nucleotides long. RefSeq lists its product as uncharacterized. NCBI's taxonomy places the organism in Eukaryota, Metazoa, Arthropoda, Insecta, Diptera, Psychodidae. The record is from RefSeq and is a predicted model, not a curated record. Gene Ontology annotation, molecular function: protein binding; zinc ion binding. The transcript is spliced from 6 exons. Bases 331 to 3606 code for a protein of 1091 amino acids.